GAAGGAAAAAGUCAACAACAGGUGUCAAAACAAAACCAAAACCAGCAAAGCAUUUUAUAAAAGAAUUAGUGCAUUUAACUUGACCAUGCUAUCUAUUCUAUGGUUGGCACAGCUGGUUAAAUUCAAUUGAUCAUUUUAAACACUGGAUAAAUGCAUGCUUACUGUUUUUGUUUGUUUGUUUAACAGCUCGUAGAAGUUCUUAUUGUGAUAAUCAGCCCAUUAUAUUUCCAUUAUAUUCAUUUAUUAUAUUUCCCCUGAUACCAGCUCUAACCCAAUAUAUUUUCCCCUGCUACCAGUUCAUAGUUUAUUUUUCUACUAUUUGUCAGAUUAACCCCUUUAAUAAGUUAAUUCCCUGACAUUGCAUAAAUUCCAUAAGUUCCCAAAGAGGACACUCAUUAGGUAUAGGGCAUAGGUAAGAUAUUUGAUAGGAGGGGCCCUUUAUACGACAUUUUCUAUGUUAGAUAGUGUCCCAUAAAUUUACUGUAUCUUUAACUGCUAGAAGGGAGACCUCCCCCAUAAUAAUUUAUUGGAGUUUAAGUGAUGUAUUGCAAAAUGCUCACAAUAAAAAAAUAUAUAUGUAAAAAUUCUUUUAAUAAGAAAUUACCCACUUUUAGGCGGUCUAGGGGGUCCCUUUAACAAAAAUUACCUACUUUUAGGCGAUCUAGGGGGCCCUUAUAACAAGCAAUACCCACUUCUAGGCGACCUAGGGGGUCCCUUUUAACAAAAAUUACCCAUUUUUAGGCGAUCUAGGGGGCCUUAUAACAAGCAAUACCCACAUUUAGGCGAUCUAGGGGGCCCCUUUUAACAAAAAUUACCCACUUUUAUGUGAUCUAGGGGGCCUUAUAACAAGUAAAUGACCCACUUUUAGGUGGUCUAGGGGGAUCCCUUUUAACAAAAAUUACCCAUUUUUUGGCAAACUAGGGGGUCCCUUUUAAGAAAUAACUCUUUUUUGCCAUCUGGAGGGGGACCCUAGUUACACACCUGCGCCUUACUUGGGAUCCCCAUGCCCCACCCCCUGACAUGUGCUAUUUUUUGUAUAAAAAAGCAUAAAGUGUUCUUGAAAGGCUGUACUGUUUGUACAACGUGCCCAACCCCUUUUUCCUGAAUUUUCCAAUGGCUCAUAGCUAUCGCUGGAUUGGCAACGGCAGGAUCAAGUCAUUAUACAAAAGGAGUCGUUCUAUUAUUGGGGGGGGGGGGGGGGGGAAUAAUGACAGGUCUUUUGGUUUUUGUUUUGAUUUGAGCUUUCUUAAGUUCACAUUCUUUGUUAACCCUUAAAAUCUAAGCAAAAAGGCUAAGAAUAUACCGUACAUUUAUAAAAACUAAAUCAAGAGUAAUUUCAAUAGCGAUACUGGAAGGAAUGUACGGAAGGUAUCAGGAAAACAUUCAUAAAGAUUGAAGUUAUGGGAGUGUAUGUUUUUAAAUUUGUUUUUCUGCAUGGCUAAAUGAGAAAUACUGGGACAAAAAUAGUAAUUAACAAGGUAGUAAGGGACGGACAAUUUAACCUUUGAGAAGGGGGGGGGUAGAUGUUUCUGAAAAAAACAUUCCUGUAAGCCUUUUUUACAAGAAAAAAAAUCGUGCAAGGGAAAAAUAGCCUGCACGCCAAUAGAGGUAAAAAAUUCUGCCCAAUAGCCAAGAGGAAAAAAAUAUCUUGCUCACAUCAAAGCAUCCCCUCCCACCUAAAAAGGUUAAAUGGGCCGUCCCUAAACCACGUGAGAUUCGCGCGUUAAUAUUAUUGGCUAAGAAAACAAAGCGUAAAACAUACCAUAAUUUUCAAACCGAACGAACCAUCAAACGAUACAGUUGAUUCUUGCUUUCGCCAGACUUUCACUUUACAGAUACUAUAGAUAUGCACGACUCAGUGGAUGGUUGGAAUACAAGAAGAUGGACAAUAACACAACACGUCUUCAUGAAAUCAGGCCCGAGUCUGAAAACAGCUAAACAUUGAUAUUUCGCGUGUAGAAGAUGAUAGUUUCGUAGCUUGCCUAGUCAAGUGCAUUUGUCGAUGGAAUGAAACGUUCAUUAAUACGGAUUAGUGGGCUUAGAUCACAUUUUGGAUGCUAAAAAGCGCUAGAAUUUGGCCGUUGGGUCGAUGUUUUCGAAUCUACAGCAGUUACCGACAGAGGUAAGAAGAUUUUUUUUAUCGUUUUUCAUUACGCAAGCUCCAUGUGCUCAUAAUAAAUGGAUCGACAAUUCAAAUUUGCGUUUGUACUAAAGCACUUUCACUAACCGUAAUACCUUAUUGUGUAACCUCUAUCUAGUGAUUUUGGUGAAAAUUCGCACCGGGAUAAAAACAAAAAAGUUUAGAAGUAAGAAUAAUAACGAAAGAAUAUAUAAGCUCAAGUGGCUGUAAGUACUUAAGUAUAUGGUUAUAAGUUUUUAGUUGAUUUAUGCACAAGGUUUCCAUGAUGAUCACGAAAAAUGAGGUCUUUAUUAAGUAAGUUAUAACUUACACUCUCCAUAAGAAAGGUAUAUAACCGGCAUUGAUUUAAUACCAUAAUAUGAGAACCGAACUGCCAUAGUAUGUGUUCGUACUUCUAUCAUUUUCAAAGUUGUGUUGCAUAAUUGAUUAAAGAAAAGUACAUUGGUUUGUAAAAAAAAUAACUCGUAUCAGUGUUGGAAGUGUUAGCUAAAGUGUCAAUUGAAAAGCAUUUUUUUCAAGUACUUAAUAUUUUUCUUUUAUGAAUAGAUGGAUCACAAGCUAACAAUGCUAGUUCGAAACUAAAUAGCUAUUCUGUAUAAGUAGUGGCGCGCUGCACAAAACUUUAAGCGUGAAUUUCAUCCAUAUAAGCAAUAUGAAACAAAGUUUGUAGGAAUUUCGUGGAAUGACUCACAAUAUUUUUUUUAUAAAAUAAAAGGUUGCGCUGCGCGUGCCACGAAAAACAAAGUCAUAAAUGAAAAAAAAAAUACAAAACGAAAAAAUUAUAUUAAAAAAGUUUAUUUUUUGAACGCCGGGUAAAAAUAAUGUCCGAGCAUUGAACUUUUAGUAAAGUAGGUUACAUUUUGAGACAAAAUUGAUUGAUAAUGUUAUGCAGUAAUAUAUAAAGUGUUGCCUAAAAGUAAGUUGUAAAAGUAGCAGAACUUUCGCCAAAAGGUUACGGAAAGGAAGAGGAGCAUAAAGUCAUAUUUGACUAUUUCUCACCUGUUGUUUUUUUGGACGGGGCUGUUGAACAUGGCUCCUGGUUUAGCCUUUCCAUGUUUGGGACCGCAGUAUCUCUGAGACAUCUCUGCGCUUUACCUCCCAUUAACUCUGCUCGUAGGUUGCGUUUGUACGAAUCGUUUGAAAAAUGAUCGGAACAGACGCAGUAUUUGGGGAGAUCCGCGAAGUCUACCCUGCAUGCUACAAUUUCUGCCCAUUUCCAUCUUAGUGACGGUUCUUGGGGGAAGCGGUGAAAGCUAAUUCCUUGUGUUUUACGGGAGUCGUUUUUACAACUCGGGACAGCGCAGUUUACCAUCUUUCCAACUACAAAUUUCCCGCCGGGCAGAGCCCGCGAUAAAAAUAAUUAUUUGCAUAUUGCGGGAAAACCUUAGCAACCAUCCAAGUGAUUGUUCAGACAGUACGUUAUGAAACGACCGCUGACAGUUUUUGCGCUGACGAGCAAAACAUCCAAGAUGGCGACGAAACGUCAAAUUUAUCAAAAACGAAUAAUAACCGCGCAAAAACACCCACAGUAAGCGUAUUUUUUGUUUUUGCAUCUUAAUAUAAGCCCUGGUAGUAUUUAGCUUGCAGUUCCCCUUUAAAAAAGAAAGGUGGCGCAAUAGCGUCUUGAAGUUCUUUUCCACGGUGCCGACUUGUUUUUUUCAACCGUUCUGUCACCCAUGCAAAUUCGCGCUAACCUGUCAAACCUAGAACAAAGAGAGCAUUACAAAACGUCAACCCUCUCACGAAAGAGCUCAUUUCGAAGGAAACACGUCACAAGGACACACCAUGGAACCGUUCCCAGAACCUUACCAAGCCUGUUGGGCAGCGCGUUCUAGUUGGUUUCCGACAUCCCAACUCCUUAAAAACCACGCCGUCAGCAUGGUUCCGAAAACCGAGGAGACCCCACCACCCCCACGAAAACAAGGUAGGCCAAGACAAUCCCUAAAGAAGAAGACCUUGUCAAAAGCCUGUCAGACCCUCACGCCAAAACCACCAAGAAAACCCCGAACGAAAAAGACCCCACCGCCAGCACAAAAGACCGGUUCACCAAGCACCAAUGAGAACGCGACCCGUGAGCAACACGCCACCAUUUAAAAAAACGCCAUGCUAUCAAAACUUUUUUAAUUUCACCAUAAAAACAAGCACGAAAGGGUUGAAAAAAAAAAAAACCAUGAACCACUCAGCUCAACCACGAAGACCUCAAGAGGACUCUAAUACCCACGCUCCCUGUACCUGUUGCUGUUGGCGACAGGUAUUCUGCAGUCCUCAAUGCAUGGCACGCACUGACUCGGCCAUGCAACGCCACGCCGACGCACUAUCGCGCGAGGCUCGAAGACUACAGAGCCAGCAACAACAACGACAACGACAACAACAACAACAACGGCGUUUGGGCCCAGAGGAUGAGGACGAGGAAGAACCUACGACUUCUCCUCCUCCUAAAAGACUCUCCCUCGUUGACCUAACGGGUGAUCAUAGCAGCGAGGAGGAGGAUAACGCCAGCCUCGUCACCCAUGGACCCGACAUCGUCGACCUGACGGGAGGGAACACCAGCGAGGAGGAGAAGGAAGAGGAGGGCAGCACCAGCAUCGAUGGACUCGUGACGGCCCUCCAACAUCUCCCCGACAUGCCAGACAUCACUUAUCUCUUCCCUAGCGACGAUGAAGAGAGCCUCUUCUGGGAAAGUGUAAGAGAAUAACACGACUUCAAGGACACUUUUUUUUCUCCUCUUUUAUUAUAAUAAAAUCCUUGUCAUCACUAAGAUCACUCUAAUAAAAAACACGAUUUCCUACGUACUUGUCAGUUUUUUUUCUAAGCUUCUUUGGCGGUCCCUAAACGAAUCACCCUCGCGUCCCACAUCUCCACGGCCGCCUUCCUCACCCACCCCCCGACCCUCUCCCGACGCACAUCCACGGCUGGCGGGACGCUCCGCUCGUGACCCCAACGGGACACGUCCAUGACCGUUAAAUUAUGCACGCAAUCCUUCAUCAAACCGUGCCAAACACGGCGCCCCUGGGGGGUACCCCCAACCCCUCCAUCAUCCCACACAAACUCUGCCAUAAGAGACCCAUCCCACCCAUCACGGUACCCCUCACCGACGACGAUAACACGCGUGUAUCAAAACCACUCUCAGAAACCUGACGCUUAAAUAAGAGGGCCACUACCGCGUACACGAAAUAGUUUAUUACAUCGCUAAUAGGAAACGUGUCUACAACAUCCACACUAACUCUAGACUCUACCGCCAGCUCUAUCCUAGAAGCGUCCUCAGACACUACUGUUCCAUCCUCUCGGUGUCGUUUCCGAGAAGCAACGGUUCCAGCUUCUUCUUUCUCAGCUUCAUUCCCUUCCUUUUUCUUCCCUCCUUGACCACAGGAUAAAGCAAGGCUCUCUUCUUCUUCUGUGGUGUCGGGGGCACCUCGGCCAUCAUCAUCGCCGCUUUCAUGCCCUCCCACACCUCCGCCACUUUUGUUGUCGCCACCAGCUCGUCGUUGUCGUCGUCCUCGGAGGACGACUCUGGGACGGUCGCCAUACGUUAGGCCGAGGACGCUCGCCCGCCCAUAGAAAGCUGUCGCACGGUAGGUUGGGGGGUGGGACACAGCACUUGAAGUACAAGCGUCCCUGGUUCUUUUCACUCCUCGACAUCGAGGGGAAACUCGCUCACGGCAGUCCCCUCAGGAAUGGCCUUCCGGAUCAAAAGCGCUUGCUCCCCCGGGUAAUAGAACCCACAACCCACGACGUGGUUGGCAUAAUCCACUUCCGCGCCACAACGGACCGCCUCGCCUGAACGUUUGACCUCCUUGCCACAAAAACACUUCAUUCCUCGACUCAAGCGGUAGCUCAACUGAUUCCCACACGAUACUCCCUCCACUAUUUCUAACGACUCACACAAAAGACCUGUCACGCCUUGUUACGGGAGAUACAACGUUUGACAGCCCGUCGUCCCACGGCUCUAAAAUAAGCCGACCAUGACGGCUCAUAAUAUCCCGACGCCAUUUAACGCAGCCACUCGCCCUCACGAAGGGUACGCAACAAGUACUCCCGCACCACCUCUCGAGCCAUGCCCACCUCCAACGGAAAAUACCGAGCCGACACCAGAGACACAGCCAACUCCUCCUCGAUCUUCUCCGUCUGGGUACGUAACGCUUCCAACGCGUCACGCUCGGAGUCAGCCCAGGACACGCCACGAACGACGCCCGUCAAGAAGGCCAUCACGGUCAUCCUCAAGGGUGGCAGGCUCUCGCGAAACUUUUCUGAAAACACGCUAUCCUUCUGUUCAGAAGGUUCCUCGUCACUCCCACGCUUGGCGGCUACGUACUCCACCACAAUCGCCUCUCGAUCCCUUUCAAACGUUACGUUGAGAAUCUCAAUCUUCGUGUCCCACACCAGCGUGAAAAACCGCUUUGGAUUCUGCAACACCUCCGUCCUCACACCGUUCGCCACGCCGUUGACAGCUCGUUGGUGUUAUAUGGGCUCGUGUGGCUGUCAUGGCGGAAGGACGCUCUAGAGAUCGCUCCUCUGAAAACGUAAUUUCAUCUUCUCCAAGUCCAUCCAGGACUCGCUCAUGGUCAGUAUCAGAUCUCAGUAGCAUGGAUUUAUCGAGACCAGUGGAUUUGUUUGCUUUGUCUUCGCUGAAUUUUACCAAAAAAUGUGAUCAAGUCGCCGAGCUCAAGGGCCUAAAGGAUGAGUCAACUAUCAUCACGAAAGCGCUCGACGGGAAAACAUUAGAAUCACUCAAUAUAUCAGAUCUUAAAACCGAACUGGGAAAGAGAAAGCUUCCGAAAUCUGGUUUAAAAUCGGUGCUUGUAGAAAGACUUAGGACUCACAUCUUAGAUUACGAAAUCUCCCGCCAAAAUUCAAAUUACCAACCGCCACAAAUAGAUCUUGAUAGCACUGUUGAAAGUAAAGCCGACGCCGGCAAUAAACAAGAAACUGAACCGGAAGAAUUAACAUCGACCAACUAUGUUUCCCUAAAGAAGUUUAACGAUCUUGAGCGUGAUGUAUUGGAACUUAAAGAUCUAUACAAAUCAUUUCAGUCCGCUCAAAGGCUUAAAGACGAAAAUGGUUAUCUGAGAGAAGAGCUUCGGCUAAUAAAGAGUGACAUGGAUAAGAUCAGGGAAGAGAGAGAUUCACUAAAAUUGGUUGUGUCAAUGUUAAGUAAAGAUUUGUACAAAAAUCAUCCUGACAACAAACCCUCGUCACAAGAUCAAGUACUUGAUUUGAAUUGUGAUACAUUGCCCAGCCAAUCAAAAGAUGGAGCUUUGGAAACCGAGACAAAAGAGAGCAACCCAGCCGCGGAAAACAAACGCUCCAAUCAGAAAAAUGCCAACGCAAAACGAAGUCAUAAGAAAUCUAACAAAUCUACGGCCGUAAAUGGAGCUAAGCAAUCUGGAUCAGUACAACAAGAGCACAGAAAGCCCUCUGAGGUAGUCAUCGCUGGUGAUUCGAUGAUUAAGUACAUUAAUGGGUGGAAUUUAUCCAAUGCAUCGCAGCGAGUGAAUGUCAAGUCCUUUUCUGGAGCCCGGGUUAGUGACAUGGCUGACUAUAUUAAGCCAUUGAUUCGCAAAAAACCUGAGAGUAUUGUACUUCACAUCGGAACAAACGAUCUCCGAGACUCGGAGCCCCACAAUGUCGCUGACGGAGUUGUAGAUCUCGCACAUCAAAUCGAAUCUGCUGAUAUUUCUGUAGCUGUGUCGGGGUUAAUAACAAGAUCGGAUUCUGAGGAGCUUACCGGCCGGGUGAAGGAAACGAAUCGUUUACUUCGUUCCUUUUGUAACCAGAACGGUUGGGAAUUUGUCCCUAAUACCAACAUUACAUCGGCUCAUCUAAAUACAAAAGGACUUCACUUGAUCAAGUCAGGCACCCAGGUACUCCAGAAAAAUUUUAAUUCAAUGUUAAAUAAGUGAUUGGGUGAAAGUGUGAGCGCUAAUUCGCCGGCUUAUUCACUUCUCGACCAGCCUAAAUUAUUUUCUAAAAAUAUUUCAUCUAACAAUGAUUAUAUUCCAUCUGGCCCAACAGCUAGAGGCUUCAAAAUGGCUUUUUUAAAUAUUGUCAGUAUUCCAAAAUAUAUAGAUGAAAUUCGGACGUCUAAAUUAAUGAAUUCAUUCGAUAUUUUAGGUUUUAGUGAGACCAGGCUCGAUGACACUUAUACAGACGAUGAAUUAAAAAUUCAUGGAUCUUCAGGAAAGACAGAAAUCGCGACGGUGGCGGUGUGUGUGUUUAUAUCCGCAGCUCCAUCAAUUGUGUUAAUAGAAAAGAAAUUGUUCCUGAAGAUGUCGAAGCUGUCUGUUUGGAAAUUCGUAAACCAAACAGUCGGCCUUUCAUUGUUAGUGUUGUCUAUCGUCCUGAGUCUCCGAUCGAAUAUUUUAAUCGCUUCGAAGAGUUAAUAAAGGCAGUAGACGAUGAAGACAAAGAGCACGUGAUUCUUGGGGAUUUAAAUUGUUGUUUACUUAAGAAGAAAGUCUUUGAUAAUAAAACAAAAAAGUUAAAAUCAAUUUAUGAAGCAUAUCAACUAUCCCAGUUGAUAAACGAGCCUACGCGUAUAACAAUUGAUUCUAAAAGCCUAAUUGAUCACUUUGUCACAUCGUCUCCUGACAAAAUAAACUCAUCAGGCGUAAUUCACAUUGGUCCGAGUGAUCAUAGUUUGAUCUAUGGAAUAAGAAAGAUAAACCCUUAUAGGUGUGCGCGAGAUAAAGCAAAAACCAUUGAAAUACGUAAUUUUAAACAUUUCGAUCAACAAAAGUUUGUAAAGGACCUCCUUACUCAGUCGUGGGAACAGAUUGUUUUGUGUCAUGACACUAAUGAGAUGUGGGCACAUUGGAAAGACCUGUUUCUAAACGUGUUAGACAGGCAUGCCCCUGUACAAUCUAAAAGAAAAAAAGCAUUUAAUGUCCCAUGGCUGACCAGAGAGAUCAAAGAUUUAAUUAAUAACAGAGAUAAGUUAAAGCGUAAAGCAAUGGUGAGUAAAUUACGUAAUGACUGGGAUGAUUUUAAGGCAUCCCGAAAUAAAGUAAACAUUGCCUUGCGCCAAGCCAAAUCCAACUAUUAUCGUAAUAAGAUUGCAAAUCAAAAGAAUAAUCCCAAAGAGGCUUGGAAAACGAUAAAUAGUCUACUUGGUCGCACCAAAGAAAAUACAACUGUAAAUGAACUUAAAUUUGACGACCAAAGCCUUUUUUCACAAGAACAUAUUGCCGAAGCAUUUAAUGAUUAUUUUUCUAAUGUUGGUCCAAAAUUGGCAAGUUCAAUGGCAAACCCUAGUAAAUCAUUUGAGCAUUUUAUUAAGCCAUGUAGUGCUCAAAUGUCACGUUUUAAGUUAGUAUCCAAUACAAAAGUACUAAAGCUUUUGGGUUGCCUUUCUAAUGCCAAAGCGACUGGUAUUGACAAAAUCUCUGGAAAAAUACUCAAGUGUGCAGCCCAUGCCAUUUCUCCAUCUCUCACUUACAUUUUUAACAACUCUAUAAUUUCCAACUGUUUUCCAGAUGAGUGGAAAAUGGCUAGGGUUUUGCCCCUCUUUAAAAAAGGCUCUAAGACUAUUCCCGACAACUAUAGACCAAUAAGUAUAUUACCAGUGAUUAGCAAACUAAUGGAAAAAAUAAUGUAUGAACAGUUAUACGAUCAUUUUACAGCAAACCAAAUUUUAUCCGAACAACAAUUUGGCUUUCGAAGACUACACUCUACUGUUUCUGCUCUCCUUGAUAGCACUAAUAGCUGGUAUAUUAACAUGGACAGACAAAAGUUUAAUUUAGUUGUAUUUUUGGAUCUAAAAAAGGCAUUUGAUACCGUUAAUCAUGACAUUUUGCUUCGAAAACUAGAAUUGAAUGGUAUCACUGGAAAUGCCCUUUUAUUAAUUCAAUCUUAUUUGUCCAACCGUAAACAGAAAUGCCAGCUAAACAGUACAGUGUCCUCUGAAAGUAAGAUCACAUGUGGCAUUCCUCAGGGUUCAAUUCUUGGCCCACUUUUCUUCCUCUUAUAUAUUAAUGAUCUACCAGAGUGUCUAUUGCACACUACUCCUAGAUUAUUUGCUGACGAUACAAACUUGACAGCGUCUGGUAGUACUGUAGGGGAAGUUGAGUUGGCCAUGAAUUCGGACCUUGAGCAAGUGAAAGAAUGGCUCUUGGCUAAUAAAUUAAGUCUCAAUGUAGCAAAAACAGAAUUCUUAUUAAUAGGAUCCCACCACAAGCUAAGAACCCUUCCUUGCAAACCUUCUAUUUCUAUUGAUAACAAGGAACUAAAACAAGUUCAGCAAAGUAGGGUUCUUGGUGUGGAAAUUGACGAACACCUAAAUUGGGAUCAGCACAUUGAUUCUCUUGCUAAAAAAGUCAGUUCUGGUAUAGGAGCCAUGAAACGAAUUUCUGAAUUUGCUAAUCAAAAUACAUUAGUCUCUAUUUAUAAUGCAAUCAUCCAACCACACCUUAACUACUGUAGCGAGGUGUGGGAUACUCUUGGGCAAUGUAACACAAUCCGUCUUCAAAAAUUGCAAAAUAGGGCGGCAAGGGUGAUCACAAACAGGUCAAAUGACACCCCUGCCACAGAGGCUCUAGCUGAAUUGGGCUGGCAAAAUUUAGAGACCCAGCGAGCAAAGACAAAAGCCAAACAAAUGUUUAAAGUUUUGCAUGAUAUGGCUCCAAACUGUCUCACGGACCUUUUCAGCUUAAAGAAAAAUAUUACAAAUUACAAUCUCAGAGGCUCCUCCACCUCGCUACAGCUGCCACUCCCAAAAACUGAAUUUAUGAAAAAAAGUUUCAGCUAUGAUGGAGCUAAACUAUGGAAUUCCCUCCCAGAGGCUAGUCGAGAUUGUACAAGUUUAUCAUCAUUUGUCAGAGAAUUAGAGGCUCACACUUUUAUCUAAACAAAUAAUUAGUUUAGCGUAUUUAUAGUAUUAUAUACCCACAUAGAUCAAGUUUUUUUUCUUUCGUUAUUUAUUUAAAUACUUUUACUUAUAGUUAUAUUUCUAAUUAUUAUAGAUAUAUAUAUAUUUUUCUUUUUUCCACACGCCCCUUGUGGAAAUCAGCUGUUGUUGACGGGGCAAGCGUGUCUUAAAUAAAGUCUAUCUAUCUAUCUAUCUAUCUA
Messenger RNA from Nematostella vectensis (starlet sea anemone), 11203 nucleotides. Its product is annotated as probable RNA-directed DNA polymerase from transposon BS. The transcript is spliced from 2 exons. The record is from RefSeq and is a predicted model, not a curated record. Bases 8940 to 10982 code for a protein of 680 amino acids. NCBI's taxonomy places the organism in Eukaryota, Metazoa, Cnidaria, Anthozoa, Actiniaria, Edwardsiidae.